Messenger RNA from Centropristis striata (black sea bass), 1991 nucleotides. RefSeq lists its product as uncharacterized. NCBI's taxonomy places the organism in Eukaryota, Metazoa, Chordata, Actinopteri, Perciformes, Serranidae. The transcript is spliced from 7 exons. Gene Ontology annotation, cellular component: nucleoplasm. The record is from RefSeq and is a predicted model, not a curated record. The coding region runs from base 259 to 1674 and encodes 471 amino acids.
GAGCCUGCAGUACCUCCUCCCGGCCUGCUGGUGGCAGUAAAGAGACUUCCCCGUCGGAUCCUGACGAUGUUAAUCUCCACAGACAAAGAAUGUCAUAAUCAAACAAAUGCUGCACGUCUUGUGAUAUUACUAUAUUCCAUUAAAAACAUUAUUAUUAUUAGCGCCAUAACAACAGUAAUGGCGGCGUCGGUUUGAAGCGGAAUAAAGGAGGAAGAUGUGAUGAUGUGAAGCUGCUGGACUCACACACGGAAUGUUUUAAUGUGGAGGAAUAAAAAGAAGGUUUGUAUCAUGUCCGAGUCGGUCCAGACCUCUCCCGACAGUCUGUGUAAACUGGUCCGCUGGGCUCACAGCCACGGCACCAUCUGCAGCCUCAUCCCCAACCUGCAGCACCUGGCAUGUGUCUCACCUGAGACACCUGGUCCCCAUGGCAACAGCGUGGGCGUGGCUGCGUGGAGCUGUGGAGCCGGCCACGCCUACCACUGGCCCCUCAGUGACGACAACAACAACAUCAACAACAACAUCUCAGCUAACAGCAGCCAGGACAGGUUCGUUGGUCGGAGUCCCGCCAAUAAGGUGACAGUGAGGGCGUCAUGUGACCUCUCCGGCAGCGAGGCGGCGUCGGAGGCGGAGGAGUUCACCAGCCGCAUGUUUGAUGGUUGUGAUUCGUCGGCUACAGACGAAGACGGCGACUACGAGCCCCGCCCCUCCAGGAAGAGAGGCGGGGCCUCAGGAGGAGGAGGAGCCAGUGGGAAGAAGAUCAAACAGGAGGAAACGUCUGCAGAGGAUUAUAAUAACUCUGCUGCUAACACAGAGACAGACGCUGUCUUCAUUUCUACAAACACACACACACAGAUCACACACACACACACACACGGAGCAGCAGAGGAGCCGAAGACGGAGCUGAUAGGAGCAGGAGCAGGGAGCUGCGUGACAGGGACCAUUGACCAGGCUGAGAGAUGCAGCUCCGCCACAGAGACUACAGAGAAGACAGCAGGUUUGGGGCAGCAGGAGGAGCUGGAGAAGCUGCAGGCGUUGCUGUGUGCAGAACGAAGCCGUACCCAGCAGAUGGCGGAGAUGAUCUCCAGCCUGAAGCAGGACAAAGAGCUGCUGCAGCACGAAGUCACCAAGAAGGCUGAGCUCAUCUGUGACUUCCUGCAGGACAAGCUGCGGCCAGAGAAGAGGUGGCCUUGUUCCUCCAAUCAGAUGGAAGCAGGAAGUUCCCACAUGGCGUCCUCUGACGACGUGGGAGGCUUCGACACGCCGACGCUCUUCGACUCCUUUGAGGAGGUGGAGCUGCACCUCCUGGACCGCCACCGCAGCCUGAAGACCAAGAGGAACCGGGACGGAGAGAACCCCCGAGUCAGGAUGAAGAACGUGGUGGGGGUGAUAGCGCGCUACAUGGCGGCGCUGCAGGAGUUUCGCCGCAGCGUCUCCAUGAAGGUGGCCUUCGACCGCGUCGGCGUGGAUCGGAACACCAUCUCCCGCACGGCGGCCAUCGCCGAGCUGAGCCUGGCGGCGCCGGAGGUGUUCCACGGCCUGGCGCCCUGGGACGAGAAGGAGGAGACGCUGGCCCACUACUCCCACCGCUGCAAACAGGCCAUGGACGACAACAUCCGGGCCAAGAUCAAGACCAUGAAGGCCAAAGGAGAACUGCUGCCCAUCGUGUCCAAGUGACAGUACGGGGACCGGCUGGACAUUAGAACAGGAGGCCAGGCCUGGACGCUCUCAUUCUACAGGAACAUGUGUUAUUUGUUGUUUUACUGCCACAUUUCUGCUGCUGAGGAAAUCUGUCUGCCUUCUAUAUAAUACAGCUGCAUCUAAAAAAUAUCAGAAUAUGGUAGAAAAGUUUAUUUAUGUCAGUAAUUCAAUUCAAAAAUUCUAUUUCAAUUCAAUUUUGUGUGUUGUUUUACAAUAAACCACUGAAAAUGGAGCAAAAUUAGAAUAUGAUAGAAAAGUUUAUUCAUUCAAAAAUACACAAAAUGACUAAAAAA